GCGACCCAAGGGAGCAUCAAUCAUCCUUUCUGGGCCUCUCUGAGCAGCUUCUCUGAGCUAUCUCUGUCUCUCUGAACAUCCCUCUCUCUCUCUCUUGAUACCAUGACCACCUGCAGCAGACAAUUCACCUCUUCCAGUUCCAUGAAGGGAUCUUGUGGCAUUGGAGGUGGCUCCAGCCGUAUCUCCAUGAUUGGUGGGGGCUCCUGCAGAGCCCCUAGUGCCUAUGGGGGCUCAGGCUUCGGGGGCAUGUCAGUGACAACCUCCCGCUUCUCCUCUGGGGGGGCCUGUGGCCUGGGAGGAGGCUAUGGUGGGGCCUUCAGCAGCAGCAGCAGUUUUGGGGGAGGCUAUGGUAGUGGAGCUGGUUAUGGCAGUGGCUUUGGUGGUGGUUAUGGUGGUGGCUUUGGUGGUGGCUUUGGUGGUGGCUUUGGUGGUGGUUAUGGUGGCAUGGAUGGCCUCUUGGCUGGUGGGGAGAAAGUGACCAUGCAGAACCUCAAUGACCGCUUGGCUGCCUACCUGGACAAGGUGCGGUCCCUGGAGGAGGCCAACACUGAACUGGAAGUGAAGAUUCGGGACUGGUACCAGAAGCAGAGGCCAACUGAGAGCAAGGACUAUAGCCCUUACUACAGGACCAUUGAGGAGCUCAAGAACAAGAUCUUAACAGCUACAACUGAGAAUGCCCAGGCUGUACUGCAGAUUGACAAUGCUAGGCUGGCUGCUGAUGACUUCAGAAACAAAUAUGAGCAUGAGUUGACCUUGAGACAGACUGUGGAGGCUGAUAUCAAUGGUCUACGUAGAAUUUUGGAUGAAUUGACCCUGGCUAGGGCUGACCUGGAAAUGCAGAUUGAGAGCUUGAAAGAGGAGCUGGCCUACCUGAAGAAGAACCACGAGGAGGAGAUGAAUGCCCUGAGGGGUCAGACUGGUGGUGAUGUCACUGUGGAGAUGGAUGCUGCCCCUGGUAUCAACCUGACCCAAGUGCUGUCUGACAUGCGUGACCAGUAUGAGCAGCUCGCUGAGAAGAACCGCAGAGAUGCUGAGGCCUGGUUCAUGAGCAAGACAGAGGAACUGAACCGAGAAGUAGCCUCCAACAGUGAAAUGAUCCAGAGUGGCAAGACUGAGAUCUCUGAGCUGCGUAGAGUGCUUCAGGGAUUGGAGAUUGACCUGCAGUCCCAGAUCAGCAUGAAAGCUUCUCUGGAAAGCAGCUUAGAAGAAACCAAAGGUAGAUAUUGCGCCCAGCUGUCCCAGAUCCAAGGGCUCAUCGGCAGCGUCGAGGAGCAGCUGGCUCAGCUCCGCUGUGAGAUGGAACAGCAGAACCAAGAGUACAAGAUCCUCCUGGAUGUGAAGACCCGCCUGGAGCAGGAGAUCGCCACCUACCGCCGCCUGCUGGAGGGAGAGGAUGCCCAUCUUUCUUCCCAGUAUUCAUCUGGCCAGUCCUCUUACUCCUCUCAGGAAGGACACUCUGGCCGCCAGCCCCGCCCUAUCAUCAAGGAACAGACUGUGACCACUACUCACAGCCAAAGCCAGCGCUCCAAGCAGUGAUCUGUGUCCCUGCCACAGCUGGACUUCAGACCUAGUCCCCUGCUCUUCCUCCUGGCCCAGCCAGCCACUCUCAACACCUGAUGGUAGAGAAGGGCUGGUCUCCAGGGCUCUUGGAGCACAGGCCCUUUGCUGUUUUUUUACAUUCCCACUCUAUUUCCCUUUCCCCCAGAGUACAACUCUGUCCCUUUCUCCUAUAGGUGUCCAAUAAAGCUGGCUUUCUGGUUAUUGCAAA
Messenger RNA from Monodelphis domestica (gray short-tailed opossum), 1768 nucleotides. It is a transcript of the gene KRT16, whose product is annotated as keratin 16. Gene Ontology annotation, cellular component: keratin filament; cytoskeleton. The record is from RefSeq and is a predicted model, not a curated record. Gene Ontology annotation, molecular function: structural molecule activity. NCBI's taxonomy places the organism in Eukaryota, Metazoa, Chordata, Mammalia, Didelphimorphia, Didelphidae. Gene Ontology annotation, biological process: epithelial cell differentiation; intermediate filament organization.